AUGACAGUUAUGGCCAGUAGCCCUAGAAGGGGUCAUAACUGGCCCCAAAUGACAAUGGCAUUGGCCAUUGUUUUGAUUUCUACUACUGUGACUUCUGCUGCUGCAGAUAGUUAUAUUUACUCUUCACCUCCACCACCUUAUGAGUACAAGUCACCACCACCACCUUCACCAUCACCACCACCACCUUAUGUGUACAAGUCACCACCUCCUCCACCAUAUGAGCAUAAGGCACCGUCUUAUGUGUAUAAAUCACCACCUCCACCAUCUUCAUCACCACCACCUCCCUAUGUAUACAAGUCACCACCUCCAUCAUCCCCAUCACCACCACCUCCUUAUGUAUACAAGUCACCACCUCCACCACCAUAUGAACACAAGGCUUCAUCAUAUGUGUACAAGUCACCACCUCCUCCAUCUCCAUCACCACCACCUCCUUAUGUGUAUAAGUCACCACCGCCACCUUCAUCUUCACCACCCCUGCCUUAUAUUUAUAAAUCACCACCUCCUCCACCAUAUGAGCACAAGGCUCCAUCUUAUGUCUACAAAUCACCACCUCCUCCAUCUCCAUCACCACCACCUCCCUAUGUAUAUAAGUCACCACCUCCACCAUCCCCAUCACCACCACCUCCUUAUGUAUACAAGUCACCACCUCCACCACCACAUGAACACAAGACCCCACCAUAUGUGUACAAGUCAUCACCUCCUCCAUCUCCAUCACCACCACCACCACCACCAUACUAUUACAAGAGUCCUCCACCACCCUCUCUCUCACCUCCACCUCCUUACUACUACAAAUCUCCUCCACCACCUUCUCCCUCAUCUCCACCUCCUUACUACUACAAAUCUCCUCCACCACCCUCACCUUCACCUCCUCCACCAUACUAUUACAAGUCUCCACCACCACCAUCUCCCUCACCACCCCCUCCAUAUUACUACAAAUCUCCCCCACCACCCUCACCCUCCCCUCCCCCACCAUACUAUUACAAGUCUCCUCCACCACCAUAUAUACACAAGGAUCCACCAUACUAUUACAAGUCCCCACCACCACCUUCACCAUCUCCUCCACCUUACUACUAUAAAUCUCCCCCACCACCUUCACCAUCUCCACCAUCACCGUACUACUACAAAUCUCCUCCCCCUCCAUCUCCUAUUCCUUAUACAUCAUACUACUACAAGUCUCCUCCACCACCCAAGGUCCUUCCACCACCAUACUAUUAUAACUCUCCUCCUCCACCUUUUGUAUAUCCUUAUCCGCAUCCCUACCACCACUCAUUGAUUGUGAAGGUAGUCGGUAAAGUCUACAGCUUCAGGUGCUAUGACCGGGAGUAUCCAGAAAAAUCUCAUGACAAGAAACAUCUCAAAGGUGCUGUUGUUGAGGUGACAUGCAAAGCUGGGGCUAAAAUCAUUAAGGCUUAUGGUAAAACUAAGAUCAAUGGAAAAUACAGCAUCACAGUUAAAGACUUUGACUUUGUCAAAUAUGGUGAAACAGUGUGCAAGGCCACCCUAUAUGCUCCACCUAAAAACUCUCCAUUUAACAUACCUACUAAACUAAACAAAAGAACCAAUUUGUACCUGAAAUCCAAGGACAAGUAUGAGGUUGUGCUCAAGGCUAAGCCAUUUGCUUAUGUUUCAAAGAAACAUUUUAAAGAAUGUGAGAAACCCAAGCCUUCACCAACUCCUUACUAUUACAAAUCACCUUCACCUCCUUCACCGGUUUACAAGUACAAGUUACCUCCUCCCCCAGUCCACUAUUCCUCACCAGUUUACAAGUACAACUCAUCACCUCCACCGGUUUACAAGUACAAGUCGCCUCCUCCUCCAAUCCAUUAUCCCUCACCAGUUUACAAGUACAACUCACCACCUCCACCGGUUUACAAGUACAAGUCUCCUCCUCCCCCAGACUAUUAUCCCUCACCAGUUUACAAGUACAACUCACCACCUCCACCGAUUUACAAGUACAACUCACCACCUCCACCAGUUUACAAGUACAACUCACCUCUUCCCCCAGUUCAUUAUCCCUCACCAAUUUACAAGUAUAACUCACCACCUCCACCGGUUUACAAGUACAAUUCACCACCUCCACCAGUGUACAAGUACAAGUCGCCUCGUUCCUCAGUCCAUUAUCCCUCACCGGUUUACAAGUACAACUCACCACCUCCACCGAUUUACAAGUACAACUCACCACCUUCACAAGUUUACAAGUACAAGUCGCCUCCUCCUCCGGUCCAUUAUUAUUCUCCUCCAUAUUACUACAAGUCACCUCCACCUACCACACCGGUUUACAACUACAACUCACCACCUCCACCAGUCCAUCAUGACUCUCCCCCAUAUUACUACAAGUCAUCUCCACCACCUUCACCAGUAUACUCAUCACCUCCACUUGUCCAAUAUUAUUCUCCUCCGUAUUACUACAAGUUACCUCCACCUCCCUCACCGGUUUACAAAUACAACUCACCACAUCCAUCGGUCCAUUAUGAUUCUCCCUCGUAUUACUACAAGUCACCUUCACCUCCCUCACCAGUUUACAAGUACAACUCACCACCUCCACCAGUCCAUUAUUAUUCUCCUCCUUACUACUAUAAGUCACCUCCUCCUCCUGUAAAAUCACCACCACAUCCAUACUACUAUAAGUCCCCACCACCACCAUUACCAUCUCCACCACCACCAUACUAUUAUAAGUCACCUCCACCUAAGGAGAUUUCAAAACCACCAUACUAUUAUAAGUCAUCACCCCUACCAUCACAUCCCCCUCCUCCACCGUACUAUUAUAAGUCUCCAUCUCCACCAUCACAAUCCCCACCCCCUCCAUACUAUUACAAAUCUACUCCACCACCAUCAUCACCAUCACCACCUCCCUACUAUUACAAAUCACCUCCACCGUCAUCACCAUCUCCUCCCCCUUCAUACUAUUACAAUUCUCCACCACCUCCAUCACCAUCUCUACCCCCUCCCUACUAUUACAAGUCACCUCCACCACCCUCAGCAUCACCGCCACCUCCUUACUAUUACAAAUCUCUCCCACCACCAUCUUCAUCACCACCACCUCCUUAUCAUUAUCAAAGUCCGUCUCCACCAUCUCCCAUUUCUCGUCCUCCCUACUAUUAUAAAUCUCCUCCACCACCAUCACCAUCUCCUUACCAUUAUGUGAGUCCUCCCCCACCUGUAAAGUCACCUCCACCACCGGCUUAUAUCUAUGCUUCACCACCGCCACCUAUCUACAAUUAG
Molecule: messenger RNA, 3222 nt
Organism: Vicia faba (fava bean)
Lineage: Eukaryota; Viridiplantae; Streptophyta; Magnoliopsida; Fabales; Fabaceae
Source: the annotation of a GenBank genome assembly